CCCCUGAACAGCAGUGCGCAUUCGCGCGACCUUGAAAAUUGCAUCCUGACGAAAGUUCGCUUAAAGUUCUUCCCCGGCGAUGAUUUGAAAAUCGCACAAAAAUGUGCCUCAAACUCCGCUGCUGCACGAGCGGAACCAGUUCCGACAGUCAGGACGAGCAAGCGGUCACCAAACCAAAGCUUCCCAUCGUAUACCGACGAGAAUACGGCGUCCGGUUCUGCGGCCUCCAGCGACUGCACCCGUUCGACGCGGCCAAGGGCGGCAACAUCUUCCGACUACUGAAGGCCGGCCACCUAAUCCACAGUGACGACGAUGUCCACCGACCAAAGGAGAUUACCACCGCAGAGCUGCUGGACGUGCACACCAAGCGGUACAUCGGCAGCCUAAAGUGGAGCCUCAACGUGGCCAAAAUCGCCGAAAUCCCUCCCCUGCUCUUCGUGCCAAACUACUUUGUCCAGCGGAGCUACCUGCGGCCGAUGCGCUUCCAGACGGCGGGUUCGCUGCUUGCGGCCAAGCGUGCCCUGGAAUCCACCAGCGGUCACCAGUGGGCCAUCAACUUGGGCGGCGGCUUCCACCAUUGUAGCGCCGACCGCGGCGGAGGUUUCUGUCCGUACGCGGACAUAACCCUGACGGUGCGCAUGCUGCUCGGCAGCGGGCGCGGUAUCGAGCGCGUCAUGAUCGUAGAUCUGGACGCCCACCAGGGCAACGGGUACGCGCGGGACCUGCUUGAGGAACGCGGCCGCACCGUGUUCAUCAUGGACAUGUACAACUACCGGAUCUACCCGCGGGAUCAGGAGGCCAAGCUGGCCAUUUCGCGGGCGGUCGAGCUAAAGCCGCACACCGAGGACGAGGAAUAUCUGAGGAAGUUACGCGACGGGUUGUCCCGGUCGAUGGACCAGUUUCGGCCCAACUUUGUGAUCUACAACGCCGGGACGGACGUGCUGAAGGGGGAUCCGCUGGGCGUGCUGGACAUUACCCCGCAGGGAGUGAUUGAACGGGACGAGAUUGUGUUUUCGAUGGCCCGGGAAAGGUCGGUUCCACUGGUGAUGCUGCUCAGUGGGGGAUAUUUGCGAAGCUCGGCGAGAGUAAUUGCCGAUUCGAUUCUGAACUUGAACGAGAAGGGACUACUUCCGGUGCAGCAGUGACUAUUUGAAGUUGAUUUUAAAAGAGUGGCCUCUAGUCCUGUAUGUGAUGUUGAUACCUUUAUAACUCAAAUGUAAAAUUUCCUGAAAUUUAAAAUUUUGCAAUAAAUUGAUUUCUCCAAAACUAUAGAUCU
Molecule: messenger RNA, 1276 nt
Organism: Culex pipiens pallens (northern house mosquito)
Lineage: Eukaryota; Metazoa; Arthropoda; Insecta; Diptera; Culicidae
Gene: HDAC11
Product: histone deacetylase 11
Exons: 1
Coding region: 102-1145 (347 amino acids)
Molecular function (GO): histone deacetylase activity
Source: RefSeq, a predicted model, not a curated record